AUGCCGCACAGUUCAGUUGCUGAGGAAGCGGUGUUCGGAGUGCUCUUCACGCUGUCGAAGGAAAAGUACAACACGUCGUGGAAAUUCGCUCUACUGGACAUCAUCCUCAACUGGGUGCAGUUGCUGCUCCUCGUGCUCUCCGGCGUGUUCCCCUGGGACAUGGGCGAGUUCGGCGAGGUCGCGAACAACCUCGGCGUGCCGGAGCUCAUGAAGGACGGCGGGUAUGCCGUGUUCAACGCCACCUUCUACGUGCUGUUCGCGGUCACCGUCGUGUCGGUCGCGCUCUGCGGCUGGGUCGCGCACAACUUCGUGACCAACAGGUUCCCGUUCGUCUGGCCCAUCAAGGUCCUGCGCUUCGUGGUCUCCAUUUUCUUCCGCACCUUUUACAUCACCGUGCUCAACGUGUUCGCCAUCGGGCCCGACUGCCGCAACGUCGGGGGCGACCUCGUGGCCGACAUCUUCCCGGACAAGAAGUGCUUCGGGCUCCCGCACGGCAUCACCGCGCUCCUCGCGAUCCUGGCGGGCAGCGUCGGCGGCGCCAUCUCCUUCCUGAUGGCCGUCGCAGAGUCCUCGCUGGACCCCAUGACGGAGGAGGUCCUCGGCUCGCCCGACUCGGUGACGGACGUGAGGUUCUUCAGCCUCAUCACCGUCGUCACCGUGCUCUCCGUCUUCCUGGACCACAACAUCAAGGCGUUUGCCAUCAUCAUGCUCAUCGCAUCGACCGGGUUCGUGUAUCUCAUGCUGCGGAAGGCGCCCUACUACUACAAGUGGGUCAACGCGCUCCAAACAGGCCUGUACGGGACGAUCUUCUGGACCUCGCUCUGCCUCGCGGUCCUGGUGUUCCUCCCCGAGGAGAGGUCGCUCAUCACAGUGGCGAUGUACGCGGGCUUCGGCCCGUCCUUCUUCCUCUUCGGCGCGCUGAUGCUCUGGCGCCUCCGGUCCUCGGAGAAGAUAGCGGACCGGUUCCACGCGGAGACUUCCCUCUUCAAUUACGAGUUCAUCGACGAGUGGAGUGUCGAACUGGCCAGCCGGUGCAUGCGCCGCCGCGACCAGUACGGCAACGUCCAGGAGGACUGGAUCGAGGCCGCCGAGCGCAUCGUCCGCGCCGGGCUCUUCCAGUUCCCGGUGUCGUCCUAUCUCAUGCAGCUCAACGCCAACUUCCUGCUCAGCGCGAAGAAGGCCUCGCAGGCGGCCUCCGCGCAGAUCAACCAGGUCCGGCAGCUCACGGGCGGCAUGCCCAUGGGCGAGCAGUUCCAGCUCUUCUGCCGGGACCGCGAAAUGAAGCAGCGCAACAAGGGCAGCGGAACCGACUCCGCGAUGGACCUGGUGUCGUACGUGGAGUUCCAGAACAGCUACGCGCAGCUCCUGCACUGGCACUCCGGCGCGAUGAAGUCCGUCCGGGGCUUCUGGAGGACGCUCCUGCGCCCGGAUCUGACGUUCCGGUCGCUGUCGCACUCCUUCAGCACGCUGGCCAUGUCCUCGGAGCGCGCGGAGAAGGUGUACGCGAGCAUGCUGGAGCGGUACCCGCGGAACGUGAAGCUGCUGCGCGCGUACGGGAAGUUCCUGGACGACCUGAAGAACGACCCGUGGAAGGCGGCGCGCUACUACGGCGAAGCGGACAAGAUCGAGGACAUGCAGGCCGAGGCGCAGCGCGACGCCAUCUUCGGCGACAUGUCCGCGGAGGGCGACGCGAGCGCGGCGGUCGUGGACGACACCAAGGACGCCGUGGUGGUCAUCAGCGACACAGGCAUCAUUCAGAUGGCCAAUCGGAUCCUGAACAAGCUGUUCGGGUACAAGGUCGGGGAGCUCGAGGGCAUGAACGUGUCGUGCCUCAUGCCGCAGCCCUUCUCCGGGCAGCACAACGGCUACCUGCGCAACUACAAGCUCACGGGCAAGUCCAAGGUGCUGGGCAAGGUGCGCGAAGUGAUCGCGCUGCACAAGAGCGGCAGCGUGAUGCCGGUGCAGCUGGCCGUGACCAAGGUGCCGUCGGACGGCCAGGACGCCUUCAUGGGCGUCAUCCGGUCCGUCAACGACGACCUGAGCUGCGGGACGGCGUGGCUGACGGCGGGCGCGGUCUUCCUCGCGGCGAACCGGGGCUUCGCGGACAACUUCGGGUACUCGUCGAAGGACGUCGUCGACAAGUCGAUCUUCAUGAUCGCCCCGUCGGACUCGUCGUGGGACAUGGAGAUUGCGCGGUGCGCGGAGGAGGCCUCGAACAUCAGCGACGACGCGGAGGAGGAGCUCCAGAGCUACAAGUACAAGUUUGAGGCCGCGAUCAGGCACAAGUACGCCAACAUCGACGUGGCGAUCAACGUGAUCAUCACGCUCGCCGGCACGAGGGCGCAGCGCAUCCUCGUCUGCCACAUGUACCCCAAGACCUCGAAAGACGGUAUCCUGGUGGUCAACACGGCGGGGGAGAUCGUGUACGCGAACGCGGUCGCGGAGAAGAUCAUGGACUACAAGCCGGGCUUCCUCCUGGAGUCGGAGGCCAAGAUUUCGAGCAUCCUGCCCUCCCCCUACGGUCAGGUCCACAUGCGAUGCAUGCGCAACCUGGGCAACAUGUCGACGACGUCCGCGCCGUGCUUCGCGGGGCGCCCCACGAUGCUCCUCGGGCGGCACCACAAGCAGUACCCCGUCAAGAUGUCGUGGCGGCCCGUCAAGGACGGGGAGUCUCUGGUGCUGGUUGCUGUCUUGUCGGGCCUGCCUGUGCCCCCCAGCAACGACUGGGCCCAGGGCGGCCCCGAGGAGGCGCUGCACCUGCCCAUGAGGACGCGGAUACUCGUGACGGACGAGGGCGAGAUCGUGGCCGGGUACGGCGGGAUGGGGUACAAAUACGACAUCCCCGGGGCGGUGCUGGGCGUCAACUGCGCCGAGCUGACGGGGCGGCUCCUGUCGGAGCACGUCGACGUCAUCCACGCCGCGGUGCGCAACGCGCAGCUGUACGGCAAGGUCGACCCCAAGACGGUGGUCGGGCCGUUCAUCAAGAACCUUCUCAGCAAGUCUCGCGAGCUCGACCUCUUGUCUUGGCGCGUGGGCUUCAUGCCGGACCCCGGCAAGGAGGACACCUGCGUCACCAUCGCGCUCACCGUGCAGUCGAUCGACCGCUCCGCGGUGAACGUCAACGCCCUAGAGCUCGAGACGCGGUACCGCCAGGAGCUGUCGGGGGGGCGUGGGUACGUCAUUGACCUGUGGCGCUACGACCUCCUCGAAGCGAGCCUCGAAACGGACAAGAACUUCAUCAUCCGGAGCGCGAACCUCCACGCGCAGCUCAUGUUCGGGUACAGCUCGGCGUCGGUGUUUGGGAAACCGCUGUCGAUGUUGCUCCCGCAGGGCUCGAGCGCCACGGCGCAGCUGCGCGCCGCGGCGACGGGCGGGCGCGCGCCCGCGAUGGAGCUUGCGCACGCCGACACCGGCGCGAUCAAGGCGUCGAUGGCGGGCGCGCCGAAGAAGCACAGUAGCGACAAGUUCGUCGUGCUGUUCCGCGACACGUGCUCCGUGGCGCCCGAGACGCUCGCCCCGCCCAACACGCUGCGCCGCAUCGAGGGGCUUUUCGCGAAGGAGGGUCUCGUGCGGCAGGGCGAGCCGAUGAAGCGCCAGGUUGGCGGGGUGCGCUUUGCGGCCGAGCUGGAGGAGCGCUUCAUGAUCGAAGGACGAGGGAAGGGGAGGAGGGUCGGGAGGUCGAACCAGGAGUUGAGGGACGCCGGGGAGUCGGACGAGGAGACGGACGAGGUGACGGACGACGACGACGACGAUGACGACGACGACGCGAAGCCGCGUUCCAAGCCGGGCGAUGAGAACGAGAGCGAAGCCAGCAGCGGCGGGAGCAUGGCGUCUGCGGCGAUGAGCGAGGCCACGACGGUGGCGCAGGUCCAGGCCGCGGACUUCCGGCGCGCGAAGCGCUACAAGCGCAUCCACCGGGCGCUGUCGAACUCGCGCGUGACGCGGCUGAUCUCGUCGCUGCAGCUGAAGAGCAAGCUCCUGCUCCUGACGCUCGCGGUCAUCUACGCGGCCAUCUCCGGGACCGUGAUCGGGCUCUCGGAGGAGUACAAGCGCACCUUCACGCUCGCGCUCGAGGCGGUGCAGAUCGGGGAGGAGAUCGAGCAGGUCGCGGUGUUCUCCCGCUCACUGCAGUCCGUGCGGGACGGCACGGGCUGGGCCGCGAGCCUCGAGACCAGCUUCAAGACCAGGCUCGACACCACCGCGGAGCGGUUCUGGGGCCACCUGCGGGACUCGUACAUCGAGCCCAGGCAGCGGAACAGGGUCUCGCAGGACGUGAUCGACGUGUUCGAGGAGCCGCACUUCCCGCUCGAGUGGUUCGACGACACCAACCUGGACCCCGCCACCGGCGCCCGCUUUGACGAGACCCGCCCGCUGCUCGUCAACCAGACCCGCAUCGUCGGCUUCUUGAAGCUCGCGCAGUUCUACACCCUGGCGGCGCGCGAGAUGCGCACGCCGCCGGCGCGCUUCCAGGGCGCCGCCGCGGGCUCCCUCCAGAUGCGGGACUUCCGCCACUUUCAGAUUGUUCAGGCCAACGUGCAUGGCGGGAUGCUCGACGGCUUCCGCGAGUACGAGGUCGCGCAGGGCCAGGACCUGAGCAACCAGAAGAAGGUGGUGCAGAACUUCCUCCUGGCGGCCGCGCUGAUCUCGAGCAUCGGCCUGAUUCCCAUCGUGACCUUUGCGCUCCUGUCGACGACGCUCAGGCUGGUGACGGCGCGGCUGAAGCUGCUGCGCGUGUUCCUCCAGGUGCCCCGGCCGGUGCUGAUCGCGCUGGCGACGCAGGACAUCGGCGUCGAGGAGGACGACGAGGACGUCGAGGGCGCGUGGCGGCGCGCGGCGCUGACCGAGGAGGAGAAGGAGAUGAUGGAGAAGGAGGCGCUGGAGGCGAAGAAGCGCCGCAAGCGCCGCAAGCGCGGGGUCAGCGACACCGCGUCGGUGACGGGCGGCGGCGCGGCGUCCGCGGGCCCGGCGAUCAACUUCAUGGCCAACACGCAGGAGCUGUCGAACAACAACUGGCGCCUCGUGUGCGUCCUGACGCUGCCGAUGUUGUUCCUGAUGGGGGCGUGCCUGGGCAUGCACCUCGGGGCGCGCGCCGUGCUGGACGAGAUCGACGGGAAGACGAACGCGAUGAUUGCCGCCGAGGACAUGCUCCAGCAGGUCGCGAGGAUGGUCGAGAACGCGCAGGAGCUCGUGCUCGCGGACCCUACGGUCGCCGACACCGACGCGCCCGGCGGGGAGCGCUGGACGAAGCGCAGGAACCUGAACGAGACCACGAGCACGUUUGAGGGCACGUGGGACGGAAUCAUCUUCGGGGACGCGUCCAAGGGCCUGGACGGCGACGUCAUCGCGGCGUCCGAGUUCCAGAGCCUCCUGUUCGACGCCGACCAGUGCCUGCGCGCCAACGCCUCGUCGUGCCUCGCCACGGACCACCCCUUUUACGAGGAGCUCAACAACGGCCUGGACCAGGCCAUCCGCGCCGUGGUCAACGCCGCGAACCUCCUCGGAAACUCCGCGCUCGCGGACCCCGACGUCCAGGCGCGGCUGGACGACCCGCACUUCCAGCUCCUGUGGGUGGCGGGGCUGAUUGACGCGCGUGACGGCCUGUCGACGAUCUCGAAGAAGUUCAACAAGCAGGCCGAGGCGCACAUCGUGGAAGUCGAGGCCAUCGAGGGCGCGCUGUUCGGGCUUGGCAUCAUCUUCAUCGCAUGCUACUUCCGCAUCCUCAAGCCCUAUACCAAGUCGGCCACCGAGGAGGGCCACUACGUCUCGGAGCUGCUCUCGCAGCUCCCCGAGGAGAUGGACGUCAUCGAGACGCUCAAGGUCGCGGCCGACAUCGAGGAAACAGCGGGCGUGAGCACGCCCUGGAUGGUUCGAUUCGCGAAGAGCGUGCGUCACGGCGCGGCACGCAUCGCGCUGGGCAGGGCGCUCUACGACGAGCUCGAGGACGUCAUCCGCGCGAAGGAGGACGAGAUCGCCGAGGAGUCCUCGCUGUCGCUCCUGGCGAACUCGCGCUGGGCGCCGAGCGCGGCCGCCGAGACGGCAACCAAGGGGAAGAGGAAAAAGAAGAAGUCGAGGGGCAAGAGCUCGUGA
Molecule: messenger RNA, 6087 nt
Organism: Pedinophyceae sp. YPF-701
Lineage: Eukaryota; Viridiplantae; Chlorophyta; Pedinophyceae
Source: the annotation of a GenBank genome assembly